Molecule: messenger RNA, 1527 nt
Organism: Tympanuchus pallidicinctus (lesser prairie-chicken)
Lineage: Eukaryota; Metazoa; Chordata; Aves; Galliformes; Phasianidae
Gene: DND1
Product: DND microRNA-mediated repression inhibitor 1
Exons: 5
Coding region: 78-1061 (327 amino acids)
Biological process (GO): negative regulation of miRNA-mediated gene silencing; mRNA stabilization
Cellular component (GO): cytoplasm; nucleus
Molecular function (GO): mRNA binding
Source: RefSeq, a predicted model, not a curated record
GCGGGGCGGUCGAGGCCCAAAGGUGGGCGGCGGCUACGGAAAGUUCCAGAGCCGGGUUGGGACCACGAGGAGCGGCGAUGGCGGAGCAGUGGACCAGCAGCAUCAACCGGGCCAAUAAGAUGGCUCUGCUCACCUGGAUGAGAGAAACCGGCAUCGACCUGGUGCAGGUGAACGGGCAGCGGCGGUACGGCGGCCCUCCGCCAGGGUGGGUGGGCAGCCCGCCGCCCCCAGGCUCCGAGGUGUACAUCGCCAAGCUGCCGCGGGACCUGUAUGAGGACAAGCUCAUCCCGCUCUUCCAGAGCGUGGGGCAGCUCUACGAGUUCCGCCUCAUGCUGACCUUCAGCGGGCUGAACCGCGGCUUCGCCUACGCCAAGUACAGCGACCAGCACAGCGCCGGGAAGGCCAUCGCCGCCCUCAACAACUGGGAGGUGCAGGAGGGCCGCGCCAUCCUGGUGUGCCGGAGCUUCGAGAAGUGCGAGCUGAGCGUGAACGGGCUGCCCGCCACGCUGCGCCGCGGGGAGCUGGGCGCCCUGCUGCUGGAGAUCACCGAGGGGCUGCUGGGCUUAACGCUGCACAACAGCCCCGACCGCAAGCAGGGCAAGGUCGCCUUGCUGACCUAUAGCUCGCACCGGGCUGCCGCCAUGGCCAAGAAAGCCCUGGUGGAAGGGAACGUCGGCGUCUUCAAGAAGGCGAAGGUGGAGUGGCUGAAGCCUGAGCUGAAGGAGGAGCUGCAGGCGCGUGGGGAGAAGCCGCCCCCCAGCAACGUGCGGCGCCUGGGGAGCCCCAAGCGGGGGCUGCCAUCCUCGGAGCUGCGUGGCGCUCUGGGCCGACUGCAGGCCUUGUGCCGGUGGCUGCAUCUGGGGAGCCCCCACUUCCUCACCAGGUGCGUGCAGGCAGAGCCCGACGGCUGGCAGCGGUACUGGGGCCAGGUGGUGAUCCCAUCCUACCCCGUGCCCUGCAGCACCUUCCUGUGGGUGCGGGAGGACGCGGCGGGCACUGCGGGGCACGAGAAGAUCAAAGAGGCGGUAGCGCAGCUGGCCCUGAUGAUGCUGGGGUACUGAGGAUGUAUGCGGGCACGCGUUGUGCCCCAGCUAUGAAAUGAACCCGAGACACCCGAUGUCACAUCGUGGAGCAGAGCUGAGCCCAGUGGGGCCGUGUUCCUGUUCAGCCUUGUUUUGAGUUCGUUGGGGGUUUGUUUAAGGGCCAUGUGGAGGGCGUGGGCACUGCCGCGUUCCCACCGGCGCUGGGUCCGUUGUGAGCAGCGGGCACGUCCUGCCUGCUGCCAUGUUUUCCUGUUGAUGAAGUUGUUUUGUGUUGCUGUGGUGCUGCAGGGCUCUCAGGAGGAGCAGCAGCUGCCUGGAAGGAUGCGAGCUGGGGGGGCUGGCAGGGGGAGGCUGGCACUGGGCCCCAUUGGUUGCAGCCCCAUUGCCAUGAGGCAGUUGGGGGACCCUGGGCUGUCUGCAGGCACUGCCUGCAGCCUGGAGGCCAGCGGCCACCUGCUGGCGAUUAAAGGAGCCUGGGAAGCUG